This is a messenger RNA of Cetraspora pellucida, 768 nucleotides long. The record is from the annotation of a GenBank genome assembly. NCBI's taxonomy places the organism in Eukaryota, Fungi, Glomeromycota, Glomeromycetes, Diversisporales, Gigasporaceae.
AUGAAGGAAAUUGAGCUUUUAAGUGAAACAGACUCAAACAUUACUAAUAAUAGCUUUGAAGAUGAAGUAGGUUUUGUAGAUCAAAUGGAUUAUAUAAAUGAAAUAGAUAAUAUAAAUGAAAUAGAUUAUGACAAUGUGGUAAAUCUUGAAAACAGUGAUCUGAAACGACAAAAGAUAGAAGAGGAACAAUCAGAAACAGAAGCAUCUACUUCUACUUUUACUAAAAAAUCUAAUAAAGCUGUAUGUGAAAAAUGUAAAGCAAUAAAAAAUGGAAAAAAGUGUAGAUAUACAAUUAAUACAGAAGGUUCUACAAGCAAUAUAAAACAUCAUCUUUUGAAUAUACAUGGUUUAACAGAAACAACAAUAUUAGACUUAUGCAAUAAGAGAAUAAAUAAAGCAACAGCUAUUGACUGGCUUAAAGCUAAAAGUUUUUUAAAUAUAGAAUAUGAGCUUUUAAAAUCUGAUGAAUUGGAAGCUAAUAUACAAAAUAAUUUAGAAGAAAAUAAGAAAAAUAAACUACUGCAUGCAAUGUAUAGCUUUAAUCUACAAAAAGAAGAACAAAAGAAUUCAUUUUCAGUUCUUAGUCAAUUAGCUAAAAAAUACCUUAAAAUUGCCACAACCUUUACUUCUAGUGAAUGGUUGUUUUUGGAUACUAGAAAUAUAAUGACUAAUAAAAGAACUUGCUUGAGUUCUAAGCUUUUUGAAACAAUAGUUUUUUUAAAAAGAAAUAUUAAAGUUGCAAAUUCUUUGUUUCCUAACAAUAAUUAG